GGUAAAAAGCGGAUGCAUCAUCUCGUGGAACUUGGCGGUACGUUCACUAGGGUUCGCCAGUCGUUGGUCCAGGCCAGCAUCCCCUGCGCGACGCUCGCUCAUCCUGUCGGACGAGGCACGAACUACAUUCGGGGUUGCGGAUAGUACACCCUGUGCGCAGGCCGUCAGCAAACAAUAGACGCGUGCGUGGUCCGUGUGUGUGAAACAGUCUGUGGACGAUAAUUUCAUUAAGUAAAAAUGUAUCGACUGAAGUGAUGAAGAAAAGGAAGACGGGUGGAUCGGAUCGAGACGCGUGCAUGCCGCGUUGAAUAACAAAUACAUAAUAAUACGGAUGGAUGAUCGAUGAAGGAAUGAACUGAGAGAAGGAAAACAUCUGGAAGCGUAAUAUGGCUGGGAUUGGCGUCGUUUGACUCGUAAACAGUGAUUUAUCUGUCCUUUAUCGGAUAGAAAAAUUGAUUCGAGGGGUAAAAGAGGAAUAAUAGAAUAGGAAAUAUAUCGAUCGGUGUCGAUCGUUGUUUCUUCGGAUUGUUUCUUCGGAUCGAGGAAAGAUUGGAGGGACAUGGCCGGUUACACGGUUGUGCGCAAAAAAUUUUGCUGAUCCUCGCUGCAUUCGGGGGGAUCCUGCGCCGUGCAUGACCGGCGGUGGAAAGAAAUUUGUCGAAACCGACUUCGUUCAUCCUUGGCACCUCUGGAAUAGGAGAAAAAUUACGAUUAAAGCGGGGAUAAGAGUUUGCCUGAGAAAUGAGAUCCUACGACGGUGAGAGCAGCUCUACGGAGGACGAUGAUAGAAGAGAGGGCCUUCCCGAGGCGCACUUGCAGCAAGGAUCCUGGCAACGUUCGGCUUCCCACCCUACAUGGGCUUGGGAACAUCGUGCCGCUCAUCCAUUACCACCACAAUCAACGGCAUCGCUCGAAUCCAUGUACUCGUUACCAGGGGCGUCUCACGCCAGUGUUUCCGCUCCUCCAGCUGGCUACUCGUCCGAGCACCCUCAGAGCGCACCUGGAAGAAGAACUCCCUUGGGUGCCGUCGGCCUCGGCGGUUUCUAUUUUCAGCAACAGCCCCAACCGCACGCCUCGUCGAGUUCCCUCUCCGAUGAAAACAGACCAGACCAAGAGAGACCCGGAGCAUCGAGACUGAACUGCCCGCCAAAAUCGAAGACCACGCGUCAAGGGAAAAGCAUGCGACUAAACAUAAACGCGAGAGAGCGUAGAAGAAUGCACGAUUUAAACGAUGCUCUCGACGAACUUCGAUCCGUUAUUCCUUACGCCCAUAGUCCGUCCGUAAGAAAAUUGUCCAAGAUUGCCACUCUCCUUUUGGCAAAAAAUUAUAUUCUCAUGCAAGGAAACGCUUUGGAAGAACUGAAAAGAGUGAUAGCGGUUUUGCAAUCGCCUCACGCUCACACCACAGCUUUACCACCCACACCUGUUUCCUACGAUUUGCUGCACGGAUUCCCAGGCAAGUUGUUCCAAGGUGUGCCGGAUAUGCAAGGACUUCCUACGACAGAUCCUCAAAGCGUGACGGCAGGUGGUCCUCCGACUGAUGGCACUGUGGCCAGUGGAGAAUCGAAUUAAAGAUUCGAGCCUUUGUUUCUUUGAAUAGAUGUAAGAUUAAAAUCGAGAAUCGAAUGUGUUGAAUUGGAUGGGACGAGUGUUGAUAAAAAGACGACAGAGAUAUUGAAGGAUUUCUUAUUAUACAAUUUACAAGAUAAAGGAGGGGACAGUAGAUGGCACUACUUUUAGUGUUAAUAACGAUUUUUAUGAAUAUAUAUUGCGAGAAUAAUUAAACGCGAUUAAUCUUCUAGGAUGGAAUCUAACGAUAAUUUUAAUAUUAAGAUUACAAUGAAGAUAGCGUGUAAGUUUCGAAUGCGAGAUUAAUUGUUGAUACAAUGAAAGUAUUAGAAGUAUUCAAGGACGUAUUCGACAUACACUGUUACGAGUUCGAUAAACAUUGAGUCAAUACUAGUACGUAUGGUUGAUACUCUUAAGAUUGAAAGUUUAUGAAAGUACUAGCAAUUAACGAUUAAGAGUAAUUACUUACGGUCUACGAUAACUAAGAAGAGCAAUAAGUAACAGCAUAUUUCUGUCUCUGGUGAAUGGAUAUCGAUUUCUAAUGA
Apis dorsata (giant honeybee) is the source of this 2114-nucleotide messenger RNA. RefSeq names its product class E basic helix-loop-helix protein 23 (gene Oli). Gene Ontology annotation, molecular function: protein dimerization activity. Lineage: Eukaryota; Metazoa; Arthropoda; Insecta; Hymenoptera; Apidae. The record is from RefSeq and is a predicted model, not a curated record. The transcript has 5 exons. Bases 742 to 1572 code for a protein of 276 amino acids.